Messenger RNA from Astyanax mexicanus (Mexican tetra), 3418 nucleotides. RefSeq lists its product as uncharacterized. Bases 414 to 2522 code for a protein of 702 amino acids. NCBI's taxonomy places the organism in Eukaryota, Metazoa, Chordata, Actinopteri, Characiformes, Acestrorhamphidae. The transcript has 2 exons. The record is from RefSeq and is a predicted model, not a curated record.
UAACCAGUAAAAAAUGCGGUGAAGUAUAGAUGCGAAAGUGAAAAAUAAAAGGCUGUUUUUUCACAGACUUUAAGCAUAAACCUACAGUAUGUAUCAGCAUGUUUCUAUGUAAAGUUGGUGGUGAGUAAAAGCAGAAAUGAAAUGUUUCUAAUGAAGUGUAGAGUGAAUGUACAGAUUUGAUCUUACCUGUUUUGGUGAAUGAGCCCACUGAAGAAGCUUUAGUGAUAAUCACUCACUGGCUUGUAUGAACAUGUAUAUAUGCUUGUCUUUUCACACUUAUUUUGCUGACCUUGUGGAGAGCUGUGUAUAAAAGCAACAGUUCAAGAGUGAGGCUUUUACCAAUCAUCUGCGCUAGACGCCGACUCCACCUUCAGCACUGCAAAGCCACGAGAGCCACUGUCAAAGGUUGAACCAUGGCUGAUUUACAGCUCAUCAAAGCUACACAAAACAUCACUAAAGCUUCAAGUUCUAGAGAUGACACGAAACUGAUAAUGCAGCCAUAUGCAAACUGGGAAGAGUACUUAACACCAGGCCCAUUAUCCAUUGCCAUUUUGGGAGAGUUGGUCUUCAUUUCUUCCAAUGUGGACUUCUCCAUCAACAAAAACCCCCCCAAAGAUGGAUUCAAGUACAUCAAGUACCCAGAAUCUUUCCGAGCAUGUCUCAUGCAAGUCUGCAAUGCUGGAUGGGGGGCUUUCAAUGUGGCCCACAAGAACAUGGAUCAAAUUCGCCUGCACACAGGAAACGUUCCUGAAUACAUAAAGAUGUCUGUGCAAAUCCUUCUCCAAGAAGACAACGAGCUUGUCCAAACCUUUCUCCCUGACCAGCUUCAGAACAUUGAAAACAUAGCAAACGACUGCGUGGAGUUGGCGACCGCAGCUGAGAAUAAGUUCAUGGAAGUCAUUGAGCUGAUCCAGGAGCUUCUGGAGGCGAGUCAAAGCGCUAAAAGUAAGUACACUCUGGAGCUUGAGGAAGUCAAGCAAAAGAGGGAAAUUGAAAUGUUAAAGAAAAAGGCAUCAGAAGAAGCCAAUAAAUCAGCUGCAAAGGCUAUGGAAGAAAUGAAUCAACAACUUAAAGACGCCCAAGCUGCAUUUAAGGAGUCAAUGGAUUCUUUACCAAGCGGAUGGGAAGCAAUUGGGAUGGAUCUAGUUGAGGGGCUCGCUGGCACAGUGAAUUCCAUGCUUUCAAGUGCAGCCUUUCUAAGCGCAGGAACAAUGUUUAGUGAGACCAUUAAAACAGGUUCAGCUGUUGCAGCGAAUUUUACAAACGCCAGCCAAAGUGGCAGCGCAACAGUGAGCGUGCAGGAAAAUGAUCCAGUAGCCAUAAGCAGCAUCUACUCCAAGUCAAGCCACAUGCUGUCUGUGAGCCAGUCUUUGCUUACCUUCAUUGAAAAUGAACAAAUCAAGUGGGAAGCGCUAAGAGAUAAGACUAGUGGAAGAACAACGUCAAACUUUCAGAAAAAUAGCUUUGAGGAUCUUAAACAGUCCAUCAGCAAGCAGAAGGAAUGUCAUCCGAAGCAAGAAGCUUUAGCGUUCUGCGAGAAGGGCAUCAUGAUCUGCAGUGAUUUGGCUAAGUAUUCAGAGCAGGGAGGCUGUGAGGAUAACAAGAUGAAGAAGCUGGUUUUGGACAUCCAGAAUCUGAGUGUUUCUGUUCAGACAUUUGAUUCUAAGGCCAAGGCAAAUACAAACACCCCUGCCUUCAUCACAAAGCCUCCACAGCUGAGCAAAACACAGACCAGUGACUCAGGGAAGAAGUCUGCUAGCCAAGUUGCCACUGAAAAUGCUCGACUGCGUAUAGAGCAGAAUCGGGCUCACAUGGAGCAGGUGAGGGCAGCUUAUGAAAAGCGAGUGAGUGCAAUGGAGGAAAGUAAGAAGGAGCUGAAUGAGAUCCUGAUCUCCAUAAGGAAGUGUAAAGUUCAAGAGAUCGAUUUUAGCACCACUAUCAAGUUUCUUCUCAAGGGACUCGACGCCUUGGGACGAGUGAAAGAGCAAUGGGAGAAAAUGGUGCGUUUCUUUCAAAUGGUGUCCAACAUCAUCAAGACCUGUUUACACACCUCCCUUACCAGCUUCACCAGUACUGUUCAGAAGUCGUCCACCUUGCCCUAUUCGCCGACAAUGUUUAUCAAAGACAUGAUCUACACUCAAGCCUUUCAUGCCUCCAACAUUGCCAGUUUGGUGAACAUGAUUGCAGGUACCUACACCGAGGUUUCGAACAAGCACUUGAUGGACAGAGUGAGCAGCCUUGGAAAGCUCAUGGCUCUGGACCCCAACAACGCUAACUUCCAAAAUGAACGCCUGCAACUGCAAAACGGCUGCAAGGAGGCGGAGGACAGCAUACUGCAGCUGGUGAAAACAAACAAGCGCAACUUCGAAAGCAAGACUCGGGCGAGACAGGCCGAAAUCGAAAGAGAAUUGAAGGCAGUCAUGCCACCAGCCUCUCCGAAAGACACCGAGAAGCUGCAGAAGAUUGUCCAACGUGGAUUCAAUAAAAAAGAAGAGCAGGAUGUAGAAAACCAAUACGUCUAAAUCCUUAAUGCAUGUCUACAGACGUGUGCGAUGCUUUAGCUUGCUUUCCUGCACAUGCUGAUUAUUUUUCAGAAUUAUCACUUAAUGAUUAAUCACAUUGUUCAUUUUAAAGCAUUUUCUUUUCUUUUCUUCUAUAUUUUGUUUUCUGUUUAAAUUCAAAUGAAAACUUUCCUGUGACAAACUGAUGAGCAGUUGACUUUUUUAAUUGAAAAUUAGUUUGAAUAAUUAGUGUACUCUUUGUUCAAUAUUAUGUCAUACAAUGCCUGUCCAAAAACAAUUGCAAAAGAUAUGCAAAUGAUAUGGGGUUGCUGCAGUUGGUCAAAGAAUGAGGUCAGCUGACUCCCUGAAUAUACUGAAUAUAGACCAGGUUAUUCCAUCAAUAGAUUUUUUCUUCCCUGAUGAUACAAGCAUAUUCCAAGAAGACAGUGCCAGGAUUCAUGGGGCUGGAAUUGUGAAAGAGUUCAGGGUUCAGGGAGCAUGAGAUCAUCAUUUUCACACAUGGAUUGAGAGAGAUUUCACCACAGAGUCCAGAUCUUAACCUCAUUGAGAAUCUUUGGGAUGAGCUGGAUGGAGAAGACUUUGCACUGCGGUCAGACUCAACCAUCAUCAAUGCUGCUUUAUGAAAACACCGGAUUGAAAUAAAACUUGUGACAUUGCAAAAGCUUAUCCAAAUAAUGCCACAGUAAAUGCGUAAAACCAUAAUCAAAGCUAAUCAAAGGCAAUCCAAUGAAAUAUUAGAGAGUGUGACCUUUUUUUGGGCAGUGUAUGUGUUUAUAUUUCAAGCAGCAUAACAUUUUUAAGUAAACAUUUAAACAAAAUCUCUGAGCUAUUUCUUCAUGGAACAUGCAUAUCUUUUUUGUUUAUUGCAACGCUAAUAAACGCAUUGAAAGACAUUA